CCGGUUUGUAACUAAUAUCUUUCUUUUGCCUCUAAUAUAAAUGUUGUUUUCGAUGAAAUGCACUAGUUUACUUCAUGAUUGAACGUCGGUCCGACAACAGGUGCCCAAAGUGUAAAAACAAAUACCGUAUCGUACAAAGUGAUGGCCAAUCGCCGCUGAAGACAUGUCCGGAACGGAGUAGCGCGUGUUGCAACGGUUGGUGGUAAUUGGUGGAUUGUUUUGUUUUAUGGCAACUUGUUGCGGAAAUAAUAGUUUACGAGAAGUGUACGGUUACGUUGAGUGCCAAUGUGACAAAAAAUAUAAAACACAAAUACGGUCAAUUCGUGCAAUGUCGGCUAGCACCAAUAAUAUGCCAUUCAGUGUUCGUUUGAUCAGCUUUGCCCUGUGUAUGCUGACCACAAUUGCUGAUCCCGUUCCGGAGCCAGAUCCUGCCAGAGUGCUGGGAAAAUACUUAGUAGCUUAUCGUCCAUCGGAUGGAGAAUAUCAGCUGACGAAACAACCGCUGGAUUUAUCAAACAUCGCUAAUAGUGAUGACUUCUAUCCGGAUAUGUUAGCCAACCAGGGUGACAGUAUGACAUCCCCUUCUGGAUCCGGCAUGACAGGAUAUAUGACCAGAUAUACAACCUCAACUAAACACGGCAGCAAGGUUGGGAAUUUCGCCUCGGAAGUGAGUUAUGCCGAGGCCGAUAAUAAGCACGCAUACGGUAGCAGCAGCAAUAUGGUAUACUACAAAAGAAAGCCAAUUAUUCCGAUGUUGCAGUCGUACAGCAUUAUACAUUCCUCGAAUCAGAACGUCGUCUCCGAAGGGCAUGACAACGAUAGUAACGAUAUCGAUGAUAAUGACGAUAAUUAUUUUCCAACUAGCUUCCAACCCCCGAACGUGAUACACACUAAGGCGAAGGUUGUCCCCAUAAGCCAGCAUAUCGAGGUGGAAAGCCCAAUGCCUGUGCCGUAUGUUAAAAAGAUUCACGUCCCCGUCCCGAAGGGGGUGAAGAUUCAGAUUCCCCAUCCAGUGCUGGUUCCCGUGCCACAGCCGUAUCCUGUUCACGUUCCCGUGUCGCAGCCAGUGGCGGUGCCCGUUAUCAGGGAAAUCACCAUACCGAUUGAGAAGAUCGUCCCCUACCCGGUGGAAAAGAAGGUUCCAGUUCCGAUCGAAAAGCCGGUCCCGUACCCGGUGGAGAAACACAUCCCAGUGCACAUCCCGCAGCCGUACCCGGUCAAAGUACCCGUCGUUAAGACGAUCGUCCACAAAUUGAAACCUCCCCGUACGAUUGGUGUUGGAAGUGUCACUUUUUGAGCUGAUAGCAACAAAAGAGAAAAACAUAAGAAAAACCGGGGGGACGUUCCACAAAAUGCUAAUUACAUUCUUUUUUAUCAAAAGAAAUGGUGAAUGUUUUAUCAGCAUUAUUCUUGGUGAAUUGCUUUUAUUUGCGAGUUAGGUUAGGUUUAUAGACGCAUGAACAUUUUUGCUUAUGUUCACGGUUAUAUAAUGUUCUGUUGAAAAGCCCGGUGUGGCUAGUAAAUGAGUUAUCGUUUCAUAAUUACAUGCUUUAUUUCUCAACUGCUGGUUUGCGUUUCGUGACUGAUGAAAAGGUAAACAAAUUGAAACGGUUACCUAUUUAAGAGUUCCUUGUUUCCUCGUGCGAACGUUCAUUAGUGGUUACUGUCUGUUGAAAAAAUUUAAAACUUGCUUUCCUCUGUGCUACAUAUAAGCGCAUAUUUAUUUGUUUGGAAAGGUUUAAGUACUGCACAGAUUAUGGUUCGGUUCCUGCAAUAGUGUUAGUGUUGUAUGAUUUUAGACAAGAAAACUGUUGCUAGGUUUGUACGAUUUUUUUUAUUUAGGUAGUGCUGUACUUACUGGUGAUUAUUAGAGAGAAUUAUUUUAACGAGUGCGCUAAAUGCAUAGUUAUAUUUUAUCCGAAAUACUUGCAGUAUCGGCUUUAAAUAAUACGAUUUUUCAAGACAUGUUACUUGUAUUUAGAUAAUCAGAAAAUUAUUUUGAGUAACAUUAAUUCUUAUAUUGAAAAGCUCUUCUUUUAGUGUGAACUGCUCAAUCCGUUUCUUACCCUAUUUCAUAUUCAAAUAAUUUAGCGCUGUAUGAACCUUGUAUAUAUUUCCAAUAUCACGGAAAAACCAGCUAUUUAAUUCACGUUAGAAACUGCUUCAACCGUUUGAAAUUUCGAAAGGCAAACAUUAUGCAAAUAAAUGUCCCAGUGUAUAUCCUAAGCACAGCAGCGCAAAACAAUAAUCGGCCUGUUUACGUGCGUGCGAAGAAAAUUAUAGCGAAAACACAAACUAAAUUGAAUUCAUGUUUGAUCAAAUCAUUGGCCGUUUCUAACACGCUUACCUUCGUUUCCAGCUUCAUUCAUGCCUUACCAAAACUGCGUGUGUGGAAACGGCGCACACACAAAUCAAACUUCAUCUCGCUUACGUCCAGUGAAAAAAAGUCACGUACCCGUUACCCGUAGUCGGAAUGUAGCCAAUUCAAUUAUAACGCUUCGCCAUGUACGCCGUAUGACGUUUGUUUUAUUGUAUAGCUUACCACAGCCCGACCCGGCUCCGUCAAUGUGCUUCUCCAGGAUCAGCAAAAUUGAUAUAAAACCUCAGUUUCGCCGGGAUUUGGUACCACAAUAAAAUGUUCCCAGCGCCCAGAAAAUUGCCAAUCGAUUAAUAUUCUCUUUUUUUCCCCUCUCGGCGUGACAGGCGAAAAACACCACUGUCAGAGACGUGCCUUUAUUACAAUGCGUAGAAAUAUCAGUACCAGGGAGCGGAUUGGAUUGGAUACUUUUUUUUGCCCCACUAAUUUUAUUCUGCAUGUACAUGUACAGGAUCGCCAGCGGGGGCCCUGGCUGACGACAAAGAAAACUGUUGCUUUUCAUUUAGUCCGGUAAUGAUAGAAAAUUUGCCGUCGCACACAGGACUGGUUGUGAAUUCCCAAUGAGGCUGGAAUUUACAAAAAUGCGUUGCUUUCGGGGGGACACCCAAUCCUGCCCGGAAUAAUUCGAUUCCUUUCUGUUCUGCUGCUCCAGGAGGACGAGCGCAUGUAUUUUAGAUUUUUUCGCAUAAUAAAUCAUCUGUCAGUGGUA
Molecule: messenger RNA, 3086 nt
Organism: Wyeomyia smithii (pitcher-plant mosquito)
Lineage: Eukaryota; Metazoa; Arthropoda; Insecta; Diptera; Culicidae
Exons: 2
Coding region: 227-1297 (356 amino acids)
Source: RefSeq, a predicted model, not a curated record